Ochotona princeps (American pika) is the source of this 601-nucleotide messenger RNA. RefSeq names its product cytochrome b-245 chaperone 1. Lineage: Eukaryota; Metazoa; Chordata; Mammalia; Lagomorpha; Ochotonidae. The transcript has 6 exons. The coding region runs from base 39 to 599 and encodes 186 amino acids. The record is from RefSeq and is a predicted model, not a curated record.
UUCUUCCAGCCGCUCCCAGCCUCCCGCACGCUCCGGGGAUGUACAUGCAGGUGGAGACCCGCACCCGCUCUCGCCUCCACCUCAAGAGGGCCCCAGGCCUGCGCUCCUGGUCGCUGCUGGUCGGGAUCCUGUCCAUCGGCCUGGCCGCGGCCUACCACAGUGCAGACAGCCUGGGCUGGAAGCUCUUCUACGUCUCGGGCUGCCUGCUAGUGGCUGUGCAGAACCUGGAAGACUGGGAGGAAGCCAUCUUCGACAAGAGCACUGGGAAGGUCAUCUUGAAAACCUUCAGCCUGUACAGGAAGCUGCUGACACUGCUCCGAGCAGGCCACGCUCAAGUGGUGGUCCUGCUGAAGGACAUCCGGGACGUGAACGUGGAGGAGGAGAAGGUCCGGUACUUCGGGAAGGGCUACUCGGUGGUGCUGCGCUUCGUCACGGGCUUCUCCCACCCGCUCACCCAGAGCGCCAUCAUGGGCCACCGCAGUGACGUGGAAGCCGUGGCCGAGCUCAUCACCGGCUUCCUGGAGCUGCAGCGCCUCGAGAGCCCCUCCGAGUUGUCUGAGAGCAGUGACAGUGAGGCCGACGGCCCGGGGCAGAGCUGACA